Penicillium salamii is the source of this 3009-nucleotide messenger RNA. The record is from the annotation of a GenBank genome assembly. NCBI's taxonomy places the organism in Eukaryota, Fungi, Ascomycota, Eurotiomycetes, Eurotiales, Aspergillaceae.
AUGAUCGUGCUGGCUCCAAUCACCACCCUGAUCAUGCACGGCUUCACAAAUCUGCUAGCAGGGGCUUCCCUGCUCCCAGUAGCCUAUGGGGCUUUCUCAACAUCCGCCAAACCCUCCCACGCAAGCUCCACUGCGUCUUCCACCUCACCAGCAUACUCCCAGUUCACCGUCCCGGCUGACGCUGAUGCCGGCGCUCAGCUGGUUGCCAACAUUGAUGACCCGGAAGCCAUUGAUGCACAGAAGGCCUGUCCUGGAUACAAGGCGUCGAAUGUGAAGGAGUCGGCGCGCGGAUUGACCGCUACUCUGACCCUGGCGGGCGAAGCAUGCAAUGCCUACGGAACGGAUGUGGACUCUUUGGACCUUUCAAUUGACUACUUGGCCCAUGACCGUCUGAAUGUUCAAAUCGUUCCGACUUAUAUUGACUCGUCAAAUGCGUCCUGGUUUUUGUUGGACGAGCACACCGUCCCCCGCGCCAGCGCUGCUGAGCACGCGUCGAAGGAGGACAGUGACCUGGAAGUCACUUGGGCUAACGAGCCUUCUUUCCAUUUCAAAGUGACCCGCAAGGCCACCGGUGAUGCCAUUUUUGAUACUACUGGUUCGACUCUGGUGUAUGAAAACCAGUUUAUUGAGUUUGUUACCGCCUUGCCAAAGGAUUACAACCUCUACGGCAUUGGAGAGCAUAUUCAGCAGUUGCGUCUUUUGGACAACUUGACUUUGACUCUCUACGCGUCGGAUAUUGCGGAUCCCAUUGACACCAAUGUCUAUGGAUCUCAUCCUUUCUACUUGGACACUCGUUACUACGAAGUCGAUGAGCAGGGCAAGCAUAACCUAGUUGCCAGCGAUAAGUCCGACCAGUCCAAGGACUAUGUCUCUUACUCGCACGGUGUAUUCUCCCGAAACGCCCAUGGCCAAGAGGUCAUCACUAAGCCCGAGGCCCUGAAAUGGCGCACACUUGGUGGUAGCAUUGACCUGACCUUCUAUUCUGGACCCAAUCAGGCAGAUGUCACCAAAAACUACCAACUCAGCACUAUUGGGUUGCCAGCAUUGCAGCAAUACUUUACUCUUGGAUUCCACCAGUGUCGCUGGGGUUAUAACAACUGGACCCAGCUUGAAGAAGUUGUCAACAACUUCGAGAAAUUCGGAAUCCCACUCGAGACAAUUUGGAACGACAUCGACUAUAUGCAUGGAUACCGCGACUUUGAGAAUGAUAACAACCGUUACCCGUACAGCGAGGGCGAAGAGUUCUUGGAAAAGCUACAUGCGAGCGGCCGCCACUAUGUUCCCAUUGUGGAUUCUGCUCUUUACAUUCCUAACCCCAAGAAUGCCUCUGAUGCAUAUGAUACCUACACCCGAGGACACAAAGAUGAUGUCUUCAUCAAGAACCCUGAUGGAAGCGAGUAUAUUGGAGCUGUUUGGCCUGGUUACACCGUUUUCCCCGACUGGCACAACCCUAAGACCAACGACUUCUGGGCCGACGAGAUCGUUGCAUACCACAAGAAGGUGGCAAUCGACGGUAUCUGGAUUGACAUGAGCGAGGUCUCCUCGUUCUGUGUCGGAAGUUGUGGUUCAGGUAACCUCAGCAUGAACCCAGCCCACGGUCCCUUCGCCUUGCCUGGGGAGCCUACCAAUUUGGUGCUCGAUUACCCAGAAGGAUUUGAGUUGACCAACAAGACCGAAGCUGAGGCCGCCGCGUCAGCUUCAUCUAGCCAGGCCGCUGCCGCUGCUACUGCUUCAUCUUCGGUUUCUUAUCUGCGAACCAUACCCACUCCCGGGGUUCGCAACGUCAACUACCCGCCGUACGUUAUCAACCAUGACCAGGCUGGCCAUGACCUCAACUCGCAUGCUGUGGCCACAAAUGCCACUCAUCAUGACGGUGUACAGGAAUACGAUGUUCACAAUCUGUUCGGUCACCAAAUUCUGAAUGCAACCUACCAUGGUCUCUUGAAGGUCGAUGAGAGCAAGCGCCCCUUCAUUAUCGGCCGCUCAACCUUUGCUGGCUCCGGCAAAUGGGCUGGUCACUGGGGCGGUGAUAACGCUUCCAAAUGGGCUUACAUGUUCUUCUCAAUCCCGCAAGCCCUGUCGUUCUCUCUCUUCGGUAUUCCAAUGUUUGGUGUCGAUACUUGCGGUUUCAAUGGCAACUCUGACGAGGAGCUCUGCAACCGCUGGAUGCAACUUUCUGCUUUCUUCCCCUUCUACCGAAACCACAACACCCUCUCCUCCAUUCCACAGGAGCCCUACGUUUGGGACUCGGUGAUUGACGCCACCAAAGCAGCUAUGAAGAUUCGCUACGCCAUCCUUCCCUACUUUUACACCCUAUUCCACGAAGCGCACACAACUGGCUCGACUGUCAUGCGCGCUUUGGCCUGGGAAUUCCCCACCGAUCCAUCUCUUGCCGCAGUGGACACCCAGUUCCUCCUUGGUCCUUCCAUUAUGGUCGUGCCCGUCCUGGCACCCCAGGCCACCUCUGUCAAGGGUGUCUUCCCAGGUCUCAAGAACGGUGAAGUUUGGUACGACUGGUACACCCAGACAGCCGUUGAUGCUGAGCCCGGUGUGAACACCACCAUCCCCGCUCCUCUGGGCCAUAUCCCUGUCUUCGUGCGUGGUGGCAGCGUGCUCCCCAUGCAGCAACCCAAGCUCACCACCAAGGAGUCCCGCGAGUCCCCUUGGUCCUUGCUUGCUGCGCUCAGUGGCAACGGCACCGCUUCUGGCUCCGUUCAUGUCGAUGAUGGAGAGAGCAAUGUUCCCGAAGAGAGCCUUGAUGUGACUUUCCAUGUCGAGGCCUCCAGUCUGAGCGCUAAGGCUACCGGUUCAUGGAAGGAGUCUACCCCUCUCGCCGACAUCACCGUUCUGGGUGUUGCCAAGGAGCCCAGUUCUGUCGAGUUUAACGGCAAGGUCAUCCCCGCUUCGUCUGUGCAGUACAAUGCUACAUCGCAUGCUUUGGCUGUAGGUGGAUUAGACAAGCUGACUGAGGAGGGUGCCUUCAGUGAGGACUGGACUUUGAAGUGGUAA